AUGGGACCGAUCACAGAUUCAAGCAAUGGAAGCCAUUACCACACUGCCAUGGCCGACAUACAUCGCGAGUUACGACGGCCGACAACUCAGCGCAAAGUUUUUUCCCUGACACAGACCUCUCCCACCGACCUCGUUCGCUCCAAGCUCUCAACAUCUGAAAUUCAAUCGCGCGCCCUCUCUUCCGUUCCCGACGAGCUCCUCGCAAACAUCCCCGAAGACUCUAGCUCCUACUCUCUGUUCGAGGGUUUCAAAGCCACCCAAGACGACCAUGAAUUCAGGAAAGCCCACCGACGGCGCAGCUCCAAAGGGAAGAAGCUGCUGAAAGACGGUGAGGCGGCUGGGGCGCUUCCAUCCGCGCCGACGGACUUGAAGAAGGAACGGGACCUGUUAAGCCGGCGGCUGGACCUUAUGGGUGUGCGCAAGAAUAUGUGCAGCUCGGAAAUUCACGAGAUUGACAACAAAAUCGCCAAUCUGCACAACAUAAGGAAAAUCGUGCUGGAUCGGUUGGCGGGGUUAGAGAUGGAAGAGGCGGAGCUCGAACAUCAAUGGAAACGCUCGAUGCCUAUCCUACACGAACACUUCGCGCCCGGAUCACAGAUCAAGGAAAUGCAAGCCCAUACUGACAUGGUGACAGCCAUUGACUUCGAUUACCCGUUUGGUACGAUGGUUAGCGCUGCUCUGGAUGACACCGUCAGAGUUUGGGACCUUAAUACUGGCCGCUGUACGGGGUUCUUGGAGGGCCAUAAUGCCUCCGUUCGGUGUUUGCAGGUCGAAGACAAUAUUGUCGCUACAGGAUCUAUGGACGCUUCGGUCAAACUCUGGGACUUGAGCCGUGCUCGGACUGUGACCCGUGACAACCGUCUCAACAAACCUUCAGAGGGUGAAGGGGAGGACGACAAUGCGUCAGAUGCUUUCUCAUUGUUUUCUGCAACUACUUUGGAGGACUGCUAUGUGUUUUCACUCGACGCCCACGUUGAUGAAGUGACAGCGCUCCAUUUCCGAGGGAACACGCUGAUUUCUGGCUCCGCGGAUAAGACUUUACGCCAGUGGGAUCUUGUCAAAGGACGUUGCGUCCAGACAUUAGAUGUCUUAUGGGCCGCAGCCCAGGCAUCCACCCUCGCUGCUGACACACAAUGGCGCCCUUCGGGACGCCUCCCGGACGCAUCUGCGGAUUUCGUCGGCGCACUCCAGUGUUUUGAUGCUGCGCUUGCCUGCGGUACUGCCGACGGUAUGGUCCGUCUAUGGGAUCUUCGCAGCGGUCAGGUUCAUCGCAGCCUCGUUGGCCAUACUGGGCCAAUCACGUGCUUGCAAUUUGACGAAGUGCACUUGGUGACGGGAAGUCAGGACCGCAGCAUUAGAAUAUGGGAUCUACGCAUGGGCUCCAUCUUCGAUGCCUACGCCUAUGACAAGCCAAUCACUAGCAUGAUGUUCGACACAAAGCGCAUAGUCGCUGCGGCUGGAGAGAACGUUGUGAAAGUAUAUGAUAAGGCCGAUGGACACCACUGGGACUGUGGAGCCGGGGUUGGUGCAGAUGAGUCUGGCCCCGCGCCUGCAACAGUUGAGCGAGUACGGCUCAAGGACGGAUACUUGCUCGAAGGCCGCAAGGACGGUACCGUGGCGGCCUGGACUUGUUGA
Aspergillus fumigatus Af293 is the source of this 1635-nucleotide messenger RNA. NCBI's taxonomy places the organism in Eukaryota, Fungi, Ascomycota, Eurotiomycetes, Eurotiales, Aspergillaceae. The record is from RefSeq and is a predicted model, not a curated record.